CACGACGACAACGAAGAAGAGACAACAUUCACAACCGCUUUCACCUUUUUGGCAGACACACAUCCGCGCACCACCAAUACACACCACACACAGGCACCAUGCCCGCGGAAGGAGACGUGCAGACCUUGCAUGAGGUCACGCAACUGCCCAUCGCAGCCUGUCAACGCAUCCUCAGCGCACACAACAACAACCUCCAGGCGGCGCUGGAGGCUGUCCUGUCGAACGCCGGUGCUGACGGCGAUCUCAGUGCUACAAGCAGCUCGUUGUCGUCGCAACCAAGCGUGCCCAGGCACGGCAGCAAUGGGUUGCGGCGGCGCACAACAGCAGCAGCAGCAUCAUCAGCAUCAUCAGCAACAGCAGCAGCAGCAUCAUCAUCAUCAUCAACAGGGGCAGCGUCUACAGCUGAGACUGGAAGGCAACACCAGCCAUCCUCUGCGCAGCUCACAUCCAGCACCGCGUCCUCAGCCUCAUCAAGGGGCUCACCAGCCACCACACCAACGGCCGUGGACCGCACGUGGCGCGGGCUGCUGUUCUCGUUUCUCUUCGACGCCACGUUCAAUGUCUUGGAAUGCAUCCUCAGCUUCUUUGGCACGCUCGUGCCCGGGCUGGACCUGCUGGCGCUGCUGCCACGCCGCCGCCAUCAACGCUCCUUUGUGGAGAUGCUCCCAGACCUCGCACGCGGCGCACCCGCACCCGCAUUCGCCGAUGCAGACUUUGACACCGUGAAGCGCGAGGCAAACCGGCAGUGCAAGCUGCUCCUAGUCUACCUCCACGCACCGCGCCACGCAGAUGCAGACUCGUUCGUCCACGACACGCUCUGCGCGCCUGAUGUGGUGGCCUAUCUCAACGAGACAUUUGUGCUUUGGGGCUGCAACGCUGAGACAACACUUGGACGGCGACUGUCCCGCAACAUGCAGGCUGCUACGUUCCCGUUUGUCGGUGUUCUGCUGCCAAAAUCCGGCACGCCCAAACUCGUUGCCGCCAUCCAAGGGGCGCUGGACGCGGCGACGUUCCUCGCACAGCUGCGGGGCGUGUGCGAACGCGUGGAGCCGCUGCUUGUUGUCGAACGCACGGAGCGUGAGCAGCGCAUGCAGACACAGCGGCUGCGCGAGGAGCAGGAUCAGGCGUACCAGGAGUCACUUCGCAAGGACCGCGAACGCCAACGGCUGAAGGAGGAGGAAGAGCGGCGUGCGCGGGAGGAGGAAGAGGCCGCACAGCGCGCACAACUCGAGGAACAGCAGCGCAAACAGGAGGAGGAAGAGAAGCGAAAGGAAACCAAGACACAGCUGCCACCGGAACCGCAAGAGGAUGAGGAGAGGAUUUUGGUUGCCAUCAAGCUUCCCGAUGGUUCACGCGUGAAGCGCCACUUCCGACCCUCAGAGCAAGUCAAGGUGAUGUACGACUUUGUGUUUUCGCACCACGACCAAGUGACGGGGGCGUUUACGCUGUACACGAUGCGCCCGCGCCGCCCGCUCAGCGACAAGGAUGCACGCGUGGCGGACUUCUGCCCCAACAACGCGCCAACCAUGUUCACCUGCCACCUCGACGACGCAUAAACAGGAAAACACCAGGCGCUCUUGUUUGCUUGAAUGUGCUACUUGUGUGCUAUGUGCGUGAGUGAGCGAAUAUGUCUCCUUGUACUGUUCAUACCCCUCGUGCGUAGCGUGUUGCUGCAUCGUCAUCAUCGUGACAACCAACAACCACAAUCACAACAGACAUUGAAAACAAGCAAGCAGCAAGCAAGGAAGAAGCAAGAAUCCACAACAACAACGACGACAACGACAACAACAACGACAAAAACCGGACAUUGUUCACGAACAUCAGC
Molecule: messenger RNA, 1825 nt
Organism: Salpingoeca rosetta
Lineage: Eukaryota; Choanoflagellata; Craspedida; Salpingoecidae
Exons: 14
Coding region: 99-1556 (485 amino acids)
Cellular component (GO): endoplasmic reticulum
Molecular function (GO): ubiquitin binding
Source: RefSeq, a predicted model, not a curated record